Messenger RNA from Danio aesculapii, 1361 nucleotides. It is a transcript of the gene unga, whose product is annotated as uracil DNA glycosylase a. Gene Ontology annotation, molecular function: uracil DNA N-glycosylase activity. NCBI's taxonomy places the organism in Eukaryota, Metazoa, Chordata, Actinopteri, Cypriniformes, Danionidae. Gene Ontology annotation, biological process: base-excision repair, AP site formation via deaminated base removal; base-excision repair. The transcript is spliced from 6 exons. Gene Ontology annotation, cellular component: nucleus; mitochondrion. The record is from RefSeq and is a predicted model, not a curated record. Bases 181 to 1068 code for a protein of 295 amino acids.
UCAAAAACAUGCAGCAGUCUUGAGAAAUAAUCUAGCCUCAUAUUUUAACCUCAGCGUUAGCGGCUAAAUGUAUGCGUAAUGUUUCGGUUGACCUCUAUAAAUGUUACUAUUUUCUCACGUGACACUUUUGUUUGGCGUAAUGAUACACUUUGAACAUUGCAUGACAAAAACAAUGCGACAAUGUUUACAAACGUUGCUUUCUUUAGCUUUUUGACUGUACAAAUGCCACGAAUAGUUUACAAGCGAACAUGGAAUUCAACAAAAUACACUAAAAUAUCUUCUCAGGUGAAGAAACAGAAGUUGGAAAGCGGAAAUGGUGCACCCCUUAGUCCUGAGCAGUUGGAGCGCAUCGCCAAAAACAAGAAGGCGGCUCUGGAGCGGCUUCAGAAUGCUGCUCCGGACGGGAUUGGAGAGAGCUGGAGGAAAGCCCUCAAUGCUGAAUUCGAGAGGAGCUACUUCAAAUCAUUGAUGUCAUUUGUUGGCGAAGAGAGGAAAAAGCACACCGUCUAUCCACCUCCGCAUCAAGUUUUCACCUGGACUCAAACCUGUGAUAUAAAAGAUGUGAAGGUUGUGAUUCUCGGCCAGGAUCCUUAUCAUGGACCUAACCAGGCUCAUGGGCUUUGUUUUAGUGUUCAGAGACCUGUGCCACCUCCACCGAGUUUGCUGAACAUAUUCAAAGAACUGGCUUCAGAUAUCGAAGGCUUUGUGCAGCCUGAUCAUGGAGAUCUCACAGGAUGGGCAAAUCAAGGUGUCCUGCUGCUGAACGCUGUGCUGACGGUUCGAGCACAUCAGGCCAACUCUCACAAGGACAAGGGCUGGGAGACUUUCACAGACGCUGUGGUGCACUGGCUCAGCUCUAACAUGCAGGGUCUUGUUUUCAUUCUCUGGGGCGCUUACGCUCAGAAGAAGGGAGCUGCCAUCAAUAAGAAGCAGCACCAUGUUCUGCAAGCAGUGCAUCCAUCGCCACUGUCUGCUCACCGUGGAUUCUUCGGGUGUAAACAUUUCUCAAAGGCCAAUGAACUGCUGAAGAAGUCAGGAAAGAAGCCCAUUGACUGGAAAGCUCUGUGAUGUUUUUCCUUCAUGGUUAUACAUGGAAUGCAGUUUGCCCUGUUUCAAACAUAAUUUUUUUUUGUUUUCAUUUCCUGCUGAAACUUUCAUAAGUGCGUUUGUUCCUGUUUGUUUGUUGCUCUUAAGUUAUUUACUAAAGAGUCAAUUAUUUUAAUGUGCAGUUGUUCAUUUUACAUCUACUUUUUGGCAUCUACAUGCCUUCAGCUGUUACUGAUUGCAGUUAUACAUUCAGAACACUACUAACAACAGUAAAUGUUUUCGUGUUUACCACAAUAAACUAUUUUUCUACUGAA